Messenger RNA from Gastrolobium bilobum, 2252 nucleotides. Its product is annotated as vacuolar-sorting receptor 1-like. The transcript is spliced from 12 exons. NCBI's taxonomy places the organism in Eukaryota, Viridiplantae, Streptophyta, Magnoliopsida, Fabales, Fabaceae. Bases 206 to 2095 code for a protein of 629 amino acids. The record is from RefSeq and is a predicted model, not a curated record. Gene Ontology annotation, molecular function: calcium ion binding.
UGUGUUGACCCAGAACAACAUAAACCUUCAUAGACGAGAAAAGCCACAUUUUUUGGCUUCAAUUUUGAUUUUCCUGAUCUGGGUCUCCUUCUUUAGUGACAGUUGCUGCAUUAAUUGCACUUUGAAUUUCAGUUUAUUUUGUUGAUCUGGAUCAUCUUUCUCUUCUGCAACAGAAGAGGUUUAUACUUUGUAGCGGGGAGAAAAGAUGAGCAUAAAGCUGAGUUUUUUGCUGUGUGUUUGGAUUUUGCUGUUGGGGUGUUGUUUGGGUAAGUUUGUGGUGGAGAAGAACAGUUUGAAACUCAGUUCUCCGGAAAAAUUGAAGGGUAAUUAUGAAUGUGCUAUUGGGAAUUUUGGGGUACCUAAGUAUGGAGGAACCAUGAUUGGCUCUGUGAUGUACCCAAAGGUGAAUCAGAAGGGAUGCAGUAACUUCAGUGAUGUUAGUGCUUCGUUUCAGUCCAAGCCAGGAGGCUUCCCCACCUUUCUUCUUGUUGAUCGUGGAGAUUGCUACUUCACUGUGAAGGCUUGGAAUGCACAGAAUGGUGGAGCAGCAGCUAUUCUUGUAGCUGAUGACAGGGCAGAAACAUUGAUCACCAUGGACACUCCUGAAGCAGGGAAUGCUUUAAAUGAUGAUUAUGUGGAAAAGAUUAGUAUUCCUUCUGCGCUUAUCAGCAAAUCCUUGGGGGAUAGCAUCAAGGAGGCUCUCUCUAAUGGGGAGACAGUUAACAUAAAUCUUGAUUGGAGAGAGGCUCUUCCGCAUCCUGACGAGAGAGUUGAGUAUGAGUUAUGGACAAAUAGCAAUGAUGAGUGCGGGCAAAAGUGUGACAGUCAAAUUAAUUUUCUGAAGGGUUUUAAAGGGGCAGCUCAGCUACUUGAGCAGAAAGGGUUCACUCAGUUUACCCCUCACUAUAUAACUUGGUUUUGCCCAGAAGCAUUCCUCUUAAGCAAACAGUGCAAGUCUCAGUGUAUAAACAAUGGAAGGUACUGUGCUCCAGAUCCUGAGCAAGAUUUCAGCAAAGGGUAUGAUGGCAAAGAUGUUGUUGUUCAAAACUUACGCCAAGCUUGCUUCUUUAAAGUGGCGAAUGAAAGUGGAAAACCUUGGCAAUGGUGGGACUAUGUAACUGACUUUGCAAUUCGUUGCCCCAUGGGAAGGAAUAAUUUCACAGAAGAAUGCUCAGAUCAAGUUAUUAGGUCUCUUGGUGUUGAUCUGAAGAAGAUCAAAGACUGUGUUGGGGAUCCUCAUGCAGAUGUUGAAAACCCUGUUCUUAAGGCUGAACAAGAUGCACAGAUUGGCAAAGGCUCUCGUGGUGAUGUUACUAUACUGCCUACUCUUGUUAUAAACAACAGACAGUAUAGAGGUAAGUUAUCAAGAGCAGCAGUUCUCAAGGCAAUAUGUGCAGGUUUUCAAGAGACCACUGAACCAUCUAUUUGCUUAACUCCAGACAUGGAAACAAAUGAGUGUUUGGAAAACAAUGGUGGUUGUUGGCAGGACAAAUCUUCUAACAUUACUGCAUGCAGGGACACUUUCCGAGGAAGAGUAUGUGAGUGCCCUAUUGUACAAAAUGUGAAGUUUUUUGGUGAUGGAUAUACCCACUGUGAAGCUUCAGGAGCCUUGAGGUGUGACAUCAAUAAUGGAGGUUGUUGGAAGGAAGCCCAAGGUGGCAGGGUUUACUCUGCUUGUCUUGAUGACUAUAGAAAAGGUUGUGAGUGUCCACCUGGGUUCAGAGGUGAUGGUGUCCAGUCAUGUGAAGAUAUUGAUGAGUGCAAAGAGAAAUCAGCCUGCCAGUGCCCUGAGUGCAAAUGCAAAAAUACCUGGGGGAGUUAUGAGUGCAGAUGCAGUAGUGGUUUGUUCUAUUCGCGAGAAAAUGACAUCUGUAUUGGUGAGGCUUUUUUUAGUAAAUAUACAGCUUCAGUGGCCAGCGUGGGUUUUAUUUGGAUGAUUAUUCUCGUAAUGGUCGCUGCUGCUGCUGGAGGAUAUGUAUUUUACAAGUACAGAAUCCAGAGAUAUAUGGAUUCGGAGAUACGGGCAAUUAUGGCCCAAUACAUGCCGUUGGAUAAUCAACCUGAGAUCUCUAAUCAAGUUCACCAUGAUAUCUAGAACUUCUUGCUAAUGUAUUCUUUUUUUUUUUUUCCCUCUUACACCUUUCUCUCCAAGCGGAUAAUUUUUAUUUUUUUGGUAUAUAGCUUUGUAAAUUUUAAACCAUAAGUAGUUGUGACAGUAUGCUCUGACUUCUGAGGUAAUAAAAGUAUCAUCU